Molecule: messenger RNA, 4052 nt
Organism: Trematosphaeria pertusa
Lineage: Eukaryota; Fungi; Ascomycota; Dothideomycetes; Pleosporales; Trematosphaeriaceae
Exons: 1
Coding region: 262-3666 (1134 amino acids)
Cellular component (GO): nucleoplasm
Molecular function (GO): protein binding
Source: RefSeq, a predicted model, not a curated record
CUCACAGCUCACUGCUCUCCUCGCGCUGCUGCCACGCCUGCUCCGCUCCCAUCACCACCCAUCGCGCCCGCGCCUGCCGCUCCUCGCCCGCUCCUCGCCAGACCCAGGGAGCCAUUCUCCCGCUGAACAAAACGACUCACGCGACGGCGCGCUUCCCGGCAGGCAGCCAAGCGCCCUGUCCUUGCCGCCCGCGCCCACUGUCCCUUGCGCUACAAGCCGACAUGAGGCAGGAACUCCUGAGUCCUGUCCACUUCCUGCGUGAUGACCAGUAAUGGCGAAGCUGUCCUGAACCCGUCAUCCAUCUCGGCCGCCACCCUCAACGACGCCACACCACGACCAGACUCCAAGCCAGCCUCGCCGUCGCCGAGAGAGAAGCCAGCACCAAAGGAACACGUGCAGAACGGCGAGGAUGCCGCCGACGACGCCCAGAACGAGUCCGAGGCGGAGACGGUCGUGCUGGACCCCAAGGACGACCGCGGCGACAGAAAGGUGAUCAAGACGGAGAACAACGACGAGGAUGAUGCCGCACGCCUGCGCUCCGUUAAGGAGGACUCGCGUACGCGGUCGCCGACGACGAACGGCCGCCGCCCCUCGCGCGAUGACAAGGUCGUGAAGGUGAACGGCGCCAAGCACGGCUCCGAGCGCGAUGUAAAGAGCCCUGUUCCUACCUCACCCAGCAGCCGCACCGCAUCGCGGCACACUAAAGAGACCAGCCCGGCCGACUCUGUCAGAUCCCCCGCGCCGUCUGCUGCAUCGCCGCCCCAACCCGCUGGACGCGGCCGCAGCGCGUCAACUGUCGAAUCCCGCAAGCGCAAGCUGCGCGACGAGUCGAACCCCAAGGCGCUGGAGCCCCCGCGACAAAAGGCCAAAACAGAGGGACUCAAAGACCUGCGCCAGCCGACGUCACCCGCAACCCCAGGGCUGGGCCGUCCCCACAAGCGCUCGCAGUCGACGCAGUCGAUCGUAUCCGGUGCUGUAGGCCGCAAGCGCAGAGAAUUGGCUGCACUCGCACUGCCCGAGCGUAAAAACUGGUCCGACGACAGCUCCGAGAACUCGUCGUCGCCUCGCCCCACAACAACGCCGAAUUUGCCUCACACAAGACUCAAGCGCUCCUCGCAUCGCGCGCUGACCUCGCCCGCACGCGCAAUGCCCCACGGGCGAAAGGUCGACAGGUUCGGCGCGACGCGGCUGGCUAGAGAAAGCGAGAAGGGCGACCUCGCAUCGGUCAAGGCAGCCCACGAGGCGGCGCCAGAAGAGCUGGACCAAGAAGACUUCGCGGGUAUUGCGCCGUUGCAAAAGGCAGCGCUUCACGGCUGGGCAGAUGUCGUGCGAUAUCUUAUCCAAAGCGGAUGCCGGACCGACUGCGAAUCCAACGACCGGGACACGCCCCUCAUCGAUGCGGUCGAGAACGGACACUUGGAUGUGGUGAAGCUUCUACUAAACGAAGGCCACGUGAACCCCCACCAUCAGAACAAGAAGGGCCAGCGCGCCAUCGACGUGCUGGACUACGAGACUGAGGAUGCCGAGGAAAUCGAAAAGGAGCUCAGGGCGGCCAUGCGAAGAGAAGUCGAUACGACGGCCAAUGACGAUUACAGCCAGUCUGGAGUGAGCCAGACGAAAUCAGCGUCUCGGUUGCUGUACAACGAAUACAACACGGAAACACUGAUUGAAAAAGCAGGAGAUGGGGACAUCCUCGCUGUGGGCGAGCUCAUCAACAGCAACAUCAAGCCGAACAUUGCGUGUGGGGUAGCUGCAGCGCGCGGAGGCCACUACGAUAUCCUCAGCAUUCUUCUGGCGAGCGGUCUCAAGGCAGACCCUGACCCCUCGAAACACAGCGAGACGCCCAUGCUGGUCGCCAUCGGGCGAGGACAUCUCAAGAUUGUCCAGUUGCUGCUCGAGCAGGACAAUUUCGACCCCACACGGCGAAACCGGGAGGGCAAAGCUUACUGGGAGAUAUCCGAAGACCGACGGGGUCCGAAAUGGGAGCACGAGAGGGACAUCUUGAAGAGUGCAUACGACAGCUUUAAAACGUCACACAAGAGCCCGAGGAGGAACAAGAAAGAGGCGCCAAACCCAUCAGCCAUCCGGAUGAAAAGGAAAUCAUCACCGCUGAGGCGAGAGCGCUCGUCGUCGCCGCGGCCGGAGGCGAAACGCGCCAAUUUUACUAAGUCGACGACCGUGCCGCAAGGCCCUCAAAAGUCCAGGAGAUUAAUGUCUGGGAAAGAGAUGGCGAACCGGGAAGGGAAGCGGCGAAGACGGGUUGUGAACGAUGAGAGUUCAGAUUCCGACAGCGAUGAUGCAGUACGAGCGCCGGCCAAACGGGCCAUCAAACCUCGCUCUUUCAGCGAAGGUGAGGACCACAAGGCGGGUAAAAAGAUCAAAGCUCGCUCGGGAGAAAAAGACGUCUCGAAGCGGCGCGCUCGUGCCCAAUCGCACGCCAGCGACGAUGAACCUCAACAAAAGCCGGUGUCAAAAAUUCGCACUAAGAUGGAAAAAGUUCACAGCGCCAAACCUACCCCAGACCCUGAGUCGCCUGACGAGAAGAAGCCGAUCAAGAACAGGAUUAGGCCACGAUCCAUGGAAGGCCCGAAGGCCAAGAAGCGGCGGGCGUCGAACGAUACGAUUGACGUUAGGGUGAAGAAGACACCUAGUGCAUCCGCGAAGUCGACCCCUGCGCCUCCAGAGAAAGCCUCCACGCCAGAUUCGGUCCGAGAGCGCCGUCAGGAGGAACAGAGACAGGCCGAGGAGCAGGCAGCCGAGGCGAAACGGAAAGCGGCUGAAGAAGCAGCACGCAAGCGCGAAGAGGAGGAGGCUGCUCGAAGACGUGAAGAGGAAGCCGCACGCAAGGCUGCAGAGGAGGAGGCGAGAAGGAAGGCUGAAGCAGAGGCCGAGGCGAAGCGUUUGGCGGAGGAAGCGGAAGCUGCCCGCAGGCGCGAAGAGGAGGAAGCGAGACGGCGAGCCGAAGAGGAGGCGCGACGCCAAGAGGAACUCGCCGCUCGUCAGCAGCGUGUGUCUAUGCUCCCGCGAGCCUUGCGUAGGGCGUGCGAGCUGGGCAACAACCGACCGCUGCAUUUCUCAGGCGAAGAGCUUGGUAUCUCCGCCGUCUUCCUCCCGUUAUUCUAUGCGACAUCGCACGAUCUACGACCGGAUGAGCCCAAGGAUGCUGUGAGCAAGAUCUAUAUUCCUUCCUUCCAGGUCGUUGGUAUUCUUGGACUUCCAGAACUCGACCUCGCACGUCUCGAUGUGCCAUAUUCGUCGUGGGACCGUGUCGCCGUUACUUCCCAGCAGCGCGACCUACUCCUCCGCCAGUACGACGUGGCCCUCCUCGCUCAGGACUUCCGCUUCCCGAUGGAGGGUACACCGGACUUUGACUACGCCAAGAUCCAAGAGAGCAUUAAGGAGGCCCGCCAGCAGUUCCUGAACAUGGACGGCUUGUACUGGGUCGAGGAUGUGGUGCUAUAUCCGGAGGUGGAGAAAGUAGAAAAUCUACGGCCGCUCCUGGAGGAAAUCAAGGACGUGAGUAGGAGGAGGCGAAUUCAUGUCGCGGAGACCGAGGCGGAAACAAUGCCGGAGAAGAAGCACAGACCGAGGAAAAGCUUCAUGGAUACCGUGCUCGCGCAGAACCUGGUCAACGGCAUUGCUGCAAAAGUCAACGGCGAGGGAUGAAUUCGCGGGGCCCAUCCCGGCCUGCUCUACUCACUUCCCGCCCAGUUCUGGCGCGGGUAUACGUUGUCCCGAUGGACGGUUGCGGCGAUGCGAACCGCGACUGGGGAUGACACGAUACUUUUGGAGGAUCCAGCUUUUAUAUGAUGAAGAUGAGAUGAAUCAGGACUGUGCCGCACUAAUGGACCAGAUGGGGUGCACACGAUCUUUCAGAUUCUCUUUGUAUCUAUGAGGAUGGGUUGGCGAAGAUACGCCGUAUGAAGGAUAUGGAGGGAUGAGUCUGCAUAUAGUAAUGUCAUCUUGAUGAUGAGACUGUUGCAGUGCUUAUGGCUGCAUGAUGUGUAGUCUCGGUGAAGUGCUUCUAGUGGAAAGAGUGAAACCGAAGCUGG